GCAUCAUUCGCUUCUGAACAUCCCCUCUCUUAGACCUCGUCUGCCAUUGACCAAUCGAUGAUGAAACCGAUUGAAACUGAAUGCCCUACAAUUGCGCAGCCCACGGUUAGGAGAAGGCGGAUAUGCAACUGCCGAAGAGCUCCAAGAGGGGUAGCUCCACCGAGCUUGCAGCAUCGGGCAAGAGCGGACUUCAAGCGAUGCCUAUUCGCCCAUGAGCAUUUAUAUGUGACAACAACGGACCGAGAAGAGGGCGGAUGUAAAUGUUUGUCACCGAGUAGUCAGCGGUUGCGCAUUUCGAAGAUGUCGGUGCUUCGGGGCGGGAGGUCCGACCGUACCGUAGCCUUUUUAUACCAGUUUCAACGUUCGGCUCGGCUGUUGGUGUACAUCCAUAUUGUAAUUUCAUUUAUUUUCUCCUAACAGGGGAAGAUUGACUCGCCGCUUCCAGUCGUUCAUCAUGGCUGCAAUCACGCGAGCUGUAGGCCAAUCAGGUCGUCGCUAUGUCGUUGAACGACUUUUACAAGACAAACCAGGACCGCUUGGACGCGUGUAUCUUGCUUCAGCCGGUAACCAGCAGUACGUCUUAAAGAGUGUCCCAAAGACCGACUUCAAGUAUUUUGAAGACAUGUACAGCAAUCUUCAAAAGUCCCCCUACAUUCGCGUCGCCAAUGACGCAAUUCUCGACCAAUCCAUGUUUGCCUACAGAUACUUCAAGGACCAUCUACUUUUUUUCGUUCAGAAGGAAGACCCAGUCUCACUUCCCUUGAUGAAACGAAUAAUAAGAGACUCGCUCCGAGGCAUUGCUGCAUUGCACGAGAAAGGCAUCGUGCAUACAGAUAUAAAAGCGAACAAUAUCCUAGUAGACUGGAACAAGGUGGAUGGCCAUACUGUCGUUGGUCAGGUGCAGAUCGCCGAUAUAGAAGACGCUGCGUAUAUUCCAGACGGUGACUUUGCCAUCGUUGGAAGGCAGGUAGGGAACUGGAUGUGGCGAAGCCCUGAGGCUCACGCAUCUGGCAAGGUUCAUAAGCCAUCCGAUAUCUUCUCUUUUGGGAUUGUCUGCAUCUAUGCCCUGACCAAACGUGUCAUUUUCGCCGUCGCCGACGAAGAACUCGAGGAAGGCGUGGACAAGCUGGCUAUUGUUCUUGAAAGGCAGUUAUCCUACUUCUCCGAUUUCGAGAGUUUUGUCGGCCUACUACAGCAUCUGGGGGACAGCCCGUGGGCCCAGAUAUUUACUGUGAUUGCAGAGGGUUUCAACGAAGACCUGCCACGGGCGCCAUUCGCGUUGUGGAAAGGCAUUGAUCCGGAUUUUAAGGAUUUGGUCGGAAAGAUGACGAAUAUUGACCCGAAGAGGCGAAUCACAGCCCAUGAAGCUUUAGCACAUCCGUGGUUUAGAGAUGUUGCGUAAUAGAGUCUUGGGGCAGAGCGAUAGCGUCUCUAGGAGUACUUUGAUACUUUCAUUCUUUUCAAGGUAAGGUAGUGCUACUCAGCACGAAGUACGAGCUUUGAUCUCCGCAACUAGCGCGCAUGCAAGAACAAGAGGGAUAAUGAGUCCCUCGCUACACUUGUGCCUGAAUUGGUGAGAGUGCGAUUGCCCAAA
Cucurbitaria berberidis CBS 394.84 is the source of this 1594-nucleotide messenger RNA. Its product is annotated as kinase-like protein. Lineage: Eukaryota; Fungi; Ascomycota; Dothideomycetes; Pleosporales; Cucurbitariaceae. Gene Ontology annotation, molecular function: protein serine/threonine kinase activity; ATP binding. The record is from RefSeq and is a predicted model, not a curated record. Gene Ontology annotation, cellular component: cytoplasm. The transcript is spliced from 3 exons. Gene Ontology annotation, biological process: protein phosphorylation. The coding region runs from base 455 to 1402 and encodes 315 amino acids.